AUGAGCUAUAAUACAAAACUUAUAUCUGGUUUUUACUACCAACAGUUUCCUAUAACAGGAAAAGGUGUCAUACAAGGUUUGUCUGUUCCAUUGACUUUAAGUACACCUAUUUUAUAUAUUGUUUCAAACUUAGGUUCAAAGUGCUAUUCGAAUGUCGACAGAAACUACUAUGACCAAAAGAUACUCAUGCGUAUAAACAACACUUUCUCUGCUGGUUUGCCUAUUGUUCAUUCGAAUGCAGAGUUUUCAGCUUUAGUGAACUCAAACACUUUAGCAAACAUAAACUUAACCUUAGUUGACGCAAACUUUGUUCCUGUAAAACUUUUAUGUCCUAUGUAUUUGUCAAUGACGGCAGAAAGUUUCGAAUUGGAAGAUGCAACUGGUGAAAGUAUUGUAUUACAAGAACAACUUCAACAACAAAUAGCUCAAGAACAACAAAUGCAACAAAUAGCUCAAGAAUAA
Trichomonas vaginalis G3 is the source of this 462-nucleotide messenger RNA. RefSeq lists its product as uncharacterized. The transcript has a single exon. Bases 1 to 462 code for a protein of 153 amino acids. The record is from RefSeq and is a predicted model, not a curated record. Lineage: Eukaryota; Parabasalia; Trichomonadida; Trichomonadidae.